Messenger RNA from Seriola dumerili (greater amberjack), 1418 nucleotides. It is a transcript of the gene ybey, whose product is annotated as ybeY metallopeptidase (putative). Lineage: Eukaryota; Metazoa; Chordata; Actinopteri; Carangiformes; Carangidae. Gene Ontology annotation, biological process: rRNA processing. The record is from RefSeq and is a predicted model, not a curated record. Bases 410 to 886 code for a protein of 158 amino acids. The transcript has 4 exons. Gene Ontology annotation, molecular function: metalloendopeptidase activity.
AUUUUUUUGGUCCCCCGUUCAAUGCUAAACUCCGUUCCGCGAUUGUCAACGUCGACUGAUUCAUUGUUCGAAGAGGUUUUGCACCGGCAAGCUAUCGUUUUCCUUCAAUGACAGAAACUUUAAAUUUUUUCUUAAAUACAUUAACAUAUCCACAUAAGUCAGAGAAAGCUUACAUUAUCGGUUUCGGGGAACUUUAUGUUGAGACUGCCGGGACGUGUCACCUUGAAUUCUGCCUGCCUGGAAUGGUUGAGCAUCGCGGCUAACGUAAAGCUAACCAACGUUUUCCCCUAAACCUACCGGUACGGAAUUAAUUGUACCUGGCCGUCGUCGGAGGUGGGUUGGAUUUAAUGUAAACCUAUGUCUGAAGAUCUUUCAAUAACUGUUUUGUCUUUUUACGCGGAGUUUUAAAAUGGGAGUAGUACUAAGGAACCUCCAAAAGGUGGUGCCUCUUCGCCGCGCCAGACUACGCAAGGAUGUUGACACACUGAGGCACAUCCUGGGCAUCCAGAAAUUUGAUCUGGGAAUUAUCUGCGUGGAUAACUACAGGAUUCAGAAAAUUAAUCACAUCUACAGAAAGAAAAAUGUGCCGACGGAUGUACUCUCAUUUCCAUUCUACGAGGACCUAAGACCAGGGAAGAUGCCUUGUCCUCUUCAUAGAGAUGAACUAAACCUCGGGGACAUUUUCUUGGGAGUCGAGUUUUUGAUGAAACAGUGUCAAGAGGAAUCUCUAGAUCUGCAUGGUGCUCUUACUGCUGUCACUGCACAUGGGAUCUGUCACCUGUUGGGCUACAGGCAUGAGACAGAGGAAGAAUGGGCUGAGGUUGGUAUGGAAAACCAUAAUGUGAAAAACACAGAUGCUGCAGAGGGAAAGCUACAUUCUAAGUGAGUACAACAGACUCACUGGGCGACAUCUCGAGCCACUUAUGAAGAGAUGCAAUCAAGACAGGUGACAGUGACUGUCACCUGCUACCUGUACAGCUAAACACUGCACUAAGUGUACUGUGGUGCUUGAUAUUGUUUGUACUCUGUCCUGUAACAAGUUUGACUUGACCUAUCAUAAUUGAUUAACUAAUUUAACAGAUUUGUUAUAUUCACAACCAAUGUUUGCAGCAACUGUUUUAUGAAGGACUUCAUACAUGCAGCUACUGAUUGUGUGUGGGCAUCCUGAAACACUGGAUUCAAGUGUUAUUAAAGUUUUAAACACCAAAUUAAAAAGUCUGUGCACUUUCACCGUAAUAUUUUAUUAAAAUCUGCUUUAGGAAGAGUCAGUUGUGUAUGAAGGGUAGAAAAAAGCAGUUCAUUCUUACUUCACAAAUACAUUUUACCCUCUUUACACUGCUGCAUUUGGGACAGGAUAUUCAGGAAGGCGCCAUGUUUCAGACAUGUAAAUUCAUUAAAAAAAAAAAAAAAAAAAAAUU